UUUAAGAUGUCUCGGAUUGAGGAGAAGUUACGGUUAUGCUUCGAAAAUGGUAACUGUUAUGAAGCACAUCAAAUUUACCGCACAUUGUACAAUCGAUUAUCUAAUCAAGGGAGAUGGCAAGAGUUACAGGAUAUGCUAUAUAGUGGAGUAUUGCGACUUCUAGCAGAAAGAGAAGCAGCAAGUGCAAUCGAUCUUGCCGAACUAUUUAUGGAGGCCUUGGAGAAAUCGAAAACACCUGUCUCUUCAGUUGUUUUGGAUCGUUUCGAUGAAUUGCUUAAUCUUUUACCAGCUCAAUUGGAAAAAGAUUUGGAAGCCAAUUCGGAACGAGAAGAUCGAAGAUUGCAGUACAUAUCUCUAGGUAUCAAGUGGACGAUGGCUGUAGGUGACAAGAAACGGUAUCGACGGCGGGGCCAUCCCGGAUUGCAUUUUCGCAUUGCUAAGUCCUUGUGGCGUGAAGGAAAUUACAUCAACGCAAGAAAUCAUUUUAUGUAUUCUGAUAAUCCAGAAGCAUUUGCAAUAUUUCUUACGGAAUAUCAACUGAAAUACGGGUACACUACGGAAAAAGACUUGUUCAUAGCACAAGCUGUUAUGCAAAUGCUCUGCGAUCGAAAACCGAAGAGUGCCUUAAAAUUACUGCAAUCUUAUUGUGAUAUGCAUCCAGAUAUUAGAAGCGGAUUUCCCUAUUCCUUUCCAUUGCUCAACUUUUUACACUUUGCUAUAAUAUGUAUUGCUAAUAAAGAGAUAACCUACUUCACAGUGUUAGUGGAACAGUAUGAAACCGAAAUCAGCCGUGAUCCAGAGUAUAAACAACUUUUGGACAGGAUAGGUCAAAUAUAUAUGGGUUUACCACAACCACAAACAACUCGAGGUGGCUUUCUAGGGAAUAUGAUUAAAGGCUUGCUAAGAUCACCGGAAAAUGAAUCAGUUGAAGAAUUUGAAAUCGAUUCAGAAGAAAUGCUUUGCAUACCGCUUAGCAAUGAAAAUGAGUGCUUGGUUGGUACAUCCAAAAGCAGACUAGCAAGUGGGGUAUCUCAGACGGAUGCAGCACAGAGUGAUGGCAUCACAGAUGAUAUGGAUUUAGAUUGAUAUUUUCAGGUGUGGAAAAUUGUCUGUCCAUUACUUACUUUUAUCUUAUAUUGAGG
Molecule: messenger RNA, 1142 nt
Organism: Loa loa (African eye worm)
Lineage: Eukaryota; Metazoa; Nematoda; Chromadorea; Rhabditida; Onchocercidae
Exons: 8
Coding region: 7-1086 (359 amino acids)
Biological process (GO): protein insertion into ER membrane
Cellular component (GO): cytosol; BAT3 complex
Molecular function (GO): protein binding
Source: RefSeq, a predicted model, not a curated record